GUCCCUACCGCAUCAAUUUACCCGCGACAUCCGUCUCUACCACGCCCACUGGCUCGCCGUCUCCGAGAUGUGCCAGUCGCCCGCAAACGGCGCGCCCGGGAGCUCGCCCUCGUAGUGCGGGAAGAAUUUCAGGGCCGGGAUCGUGCCCGGGUACUUGUAGGCCAUGACGAAGCCGAUGACGCCGAACAUGGCCGCGCGGCCGUUCUGCAGCUCGACGAGGCGGCCGCGCUUGCGCUUGGCGUCGUCCCAGUUCUUCAUGCUGUUAAUGGGAUCCCACAAGGAAUACUUCUUGGCGGGGGGGUCGAAGAAGACGGUGCCGCCCUUGCCGCCCGUCAUGUAGUGCGGCCGCUCCAUCUCGCCACCUGUGCGGACAUCAAGUCUGAAUCUCGAUCGCCGCCGCAGCAACCCCGUCCGUCGUCUCACGAAGACUCCAUCGACGCGGUAGUGUGUGUUCUCAGACUAGUCUCUUCAACCAACAACAUCAAGAGUGAGUGUACCAGCCGUCGAUUCCCACGCGGCGCGCCACAGAUCUCCAUCAAACCGACCCAGGCGAUGAUCUGGUACUUGCCGUACAUGGGCAGGUUGUCCCACGUGUCCAUGGGCGUCGCGCCGAGGCAGCUCUUCCAGGUCACGCCCGGCGCGAUGUUGCCCGGCCACGUGAUGCCCGUGCCGCCGACGAUGAAGCCGACGAAGGCCGCCAUGGCCACGCGGCAGUGCUUGAGCUCCGCCGCGCGGUACCACUCGAGCGUCGGGCCGAAGGGCGUCGUGUCCGCGAGGUUCAGCGGGUCCCAGGCGCCGCCGGGGUUCGCGAUGUUCGGCACGGGGCCCGGCGGCGCGCCCUCGAGGUUGUCGAGCGCGCCGCUCUCGCCGCCGCCGUAGAACGCGCUCCGCGCGACCGCCGCCUUGGGCGCGACGGGCGCGACGUAGGCGCGCGCGCCGGCGCAGAGCGCGAGCGCGGUCGCGAGCCGAGCCAUGCUUGUCUGCCUGCGGGCGCGGUGCCGUGAGUCUUCUGUGUCGAGUGUCUCGGCGGCGGGCAGCGUUUCUUCUCUCUCUCCUCAUUUUUGGCGUUCCGGCUGGAUGCAGCGCGAGCUGGCAGCGUCCGGAGGCUGGAUGCUGGCCUCGCGGCGCGCGGCGGCUGGCGUACGUCCAGCGUUUCGCGCUCCAGACCUCCCCUGCCCAAAACAGCUGUCCGGCGCGUAGCCGCGAUCUCUGCGCUCGAAAUUGCUGCGGCUGACCGUCAACGUGACAAUUGAACUUCUCGACGCGAUAAUUGCCGUGUAGGAUGACGCUGUAGCCAGUACUCGCCUCGAUGAACUCCGAAGCCGUGAA
Messenger RNA from Pelagomonas calceolata, 1329 nucleotides. The record is from the annotation of a GenBank genome assembly. Lineage: Eukaryota; Pelagophyceae; Pelagomonadales; Pelagomonadaceae.